AGUAUAUUUUUAAAUGUCUAUGAUUUGUCAGAUUUGUCAUCACAACACAUAACCUGUAUAUUAAAAAAUGUCAAACUUGUCACAAUAAUUACAUUAAAAGAUUCAUGUAUUAUUAUUAAACAUACUUAGAAUUUGGGAAUUGGAGAGUGAAUUUUAUGUAAUAAUAAUUGCUUUAAUUACUUUAAGAUUUUAAUUACUAAUAUGGAUAAAGAAAAGUUAUGUGCUGCUCGCAAAAAGUUAAAGCAGUAUCAAACUUUUAAGAAAGAUAUUGGAGGUAAACAUAAAGAUACAGAAAACACAAACAAUGAACAUGCAAGGAUAACUAAUCGACCAAGAGAAAAUAAUCCUUUGAAGUAUAAUACUAUUAAUUUGGAAAUGGAGAACAAUGCAAAUAGUAAUUUUUCGCCUGAGAAAGAUGAGUUAAAUAAAAACUCAAGUGAAUUUACUUCUGUAAAUACAAAUUACAUUGAAAAAUGUUCAAAUACAACCGAACAGAGCAACAGCAAUUCUUCUACAAUAAAUGUAAUUCGUGACGAAAACAUUAUAAAUGACUUACAGUCGUUUCAAUGUGCAGUGAAUAAAGAAAGUGCACCAGUAACUCAAAGCAAUAAUUGUGAAUUUAUUGAAUCAGAAGAUAUUAACAGUUCCAAUGCUACUUCCAAACAAUCUGAUUUUGAGGAUAGAAAUUUCAGCUCCAACUUAUCUGAUUCUUCGGUUCUGCAAAAAGAAAAUCUAUUACAAAUGGCUUCUUCAGUUGCUCAGGUAUUAAUUAAUGACCAAGACUUGAGUAAAACAUCUGAAGUGAACAACUUAACAGAUAAAAAUCAGUUCCUAACUAAUUGUCUUCAGGAACAAGCUAAUCUUAUUAGUGAACUUCAUGGGCAAGUUAGUCGAUAUAGUAGCAGAAUCUCGGAAAUGGAAGCAAUUAUAGCUGCGAAUGAAGCAAAUUAUGCAAGCAGAAUUAUGCAAGAAGUUAAUCCCUUAAAGCAUCAAAUUGAACUUCAUACACACACUACUGGACUUUUGGUAGCUGAGAAAGCUGAAUUGAAGGCAACAGUCGAUAAGUGCUACGAAACAAUUAAGGAAAAAAAGGAUAUAAUUGAAGAUCUUAGUAAAAAGUUAAAGUCUAGUCAGCUUGAACUGACUGUUCACGAAAAGGAAUCUACUUCCUACAAGAAUAAUAAUGAAGAAAGAAAUAAAGCUUAUAAUCUCAUGCAACAAAGUUAUGAAAAGUUAAUGGAUGAAUGUUUAAAUUUAAGGAAAGAUAAGGAAAGUUUAGAGUUAGAAUGUUCUGAAUUAAAGCAGAAAUUAAAUUUAAGCAAUACGAAUUUAUCAACUAUUAAUCAGGAAUUGCAGGAAAAAAAUGCAAUGCUUGCUUUAAAUGAAAUAAAAAUUCGCCAGUUAAUAACUACUUCGGAUCAAGUUCAAAGUUUAGAAAAUGAUCGCCAAACAGUUGCAGUAUAUGAACAACAAUUGGCACAAUUAAAAGUUACAUUGACUGCACUCAAUAAUGAAAAGGAUGAAGCUAAUAAACAAUAUAAAAGUUACUUAGAGCAGGCAGAGGAGCGUCUAAAAUUUGUCAAAUCACAGUUAAUCGAAAGCAAUAACAAUAUUCAAGAAUUUGAAAUCAGAGAAAAAGAUUAUGUUAGAAAAAUAAGGGAAAUGGAAGAACAAUUGCAUCAUGAAAAAGAACGAGUAGAAUGUUUUAAACCGCAAUUGGAACAUAAAGUAGAAUUACUAACAAAAAACAUUGAUAAUUUGGUUAUAGAACAAGAAUCUCUGCAACUGUCAUUAAAUCAAAAGGAUAGUGAAAUUGAAAUGUUAAAUAAAGAGUUACAAGAACUGCAUAAUAUAAAGAAGUACGCCAUGGAUGCAUCAGCACUGGCUACAGCUUUAGAAAGUGAACAAUUAGGUGCUUCUAGAGCAAUACAUCAAAAUCAACAACUAAAACAUCAGAUUGAUGAAAUGCAUGACGCAUUCGUUUUAUUGAGCAAUAAUAAAUUGGAUCUAACCGAGCAACUUCAGUCUGAGCGCAAUCUGUGUAAACAGUUAAAUAUAAAAGUAAGUGAAUAUGAAGCAACAUGUCAAGAAUUAAAAAGUCAAUUAAAUGAGAAAAACGCUGCUCUGACUGAUGUUGAAAAAGGAAAUUUCCUGAAUGAGGAUCUUCGAUUUAAAAUGCCAAUAUCUUCUGAAUCAAAUCAAUCAGAAGUUCUAGAAUUUCAAAAUGCUAAGAGUUUAAUUGAAAUUUUGCAAAAGGAAAACAAUCAAUUAAAGGAAGAAUUAAAUUUACAAAGUAAAAAAUUGACAACAGAACAGAUGGAAAAUAUUGAAACUAUUUCAAACCAUAAAACUACUUUUCACAAUGAAAGUGCCUUGAAUAGCUCUGUGAUUUCUGAAACCGAUUUACAUGAAACUGAAAAGUGUAUGAUGACAGAAUUUAUUACAAAGUUGGAAAGCAGAUUUAAAGAAACUAUGGACAAAAAUGCCGAACUUAUAGAUGAAAAGCAAAAAUUAGAACAUUUGGUUCUGCAAUUACAAGAAGAAACAGAGACAAUAGGUGAAUAUAUCGCCCUUUAUCAGAAACAGCGAUCUGUACUACAGGGAAAGGCUCAAGAAAGGGAAUUAACUUUCAGACAAAUUGCACAACAACGGGAUUACCAACAGGAGCAAAUUCAAAAAUUGAAAUUUUUAAUUUCUAAGUUGUUAAAGACAAAACAAAAUGCAAUUGAAAAUUCCCUUGAAGCAACAGAAAAUAUGCAAAUAUGUUCAGAAACUAAAGAAUACUUGGAAAACGAUAGUUGCAACUGUAAUCCUGCAGAAAGUAUUCUCCCAGAUGCAGUAGAGAGUGAUAUUCAAUUAAAGAAUGAAGAUAAAUUAUCAACUAAAGAUUUAUUAUCUGAAACUAGAGAUUGCAGCGGAGUUUGCAACCUUGAACCUAAUAUUCAUCCAUGUUCUUUGUGUUCUGGAAAGUUAAUUACAAUAUAAGUGGUGACAAUUAACAUGUUUUUUAUUACAGAUAGAAAGAUAGUUAAUCCCUAUAAAUAAAAAAGUUGUCCAAUAUGAGCGAAAUGUAUUAAAGGAUCUCUUAUUAUUAGAUUCGCCAUUUAUUUUUUUAUAAAUAUUAAAAAAGGAUGUAAAAAUAUAACAAAACUUGUAAGAAAGUUUAAAUUUAAAUAUUAAAUACUUUUAAACACUA
Leptopilina heterotoma is the source of this 3196-nucleotide messenger RNA. RefSeq names its product putative leucine-rich repeat-containing protein DDB_G0290503. The transcript is spliced from 13 exons. The record is from RefSeq and is a predicted model, not a curated record. Gene Ontology annotation, cellular component: cis-Golgi network; Golgi cisterna membrane; Golgi apparatus. Bases 202 to 2985 code for a protein of 927 amino acids. Lineage: Eukaryota; Metazoa; Arthropoda; Insecta; Hymenoptera; Figitidae. Gene Ontology annotation, biological process: Golgi organization.